Tigriopus californicus is the source of this 2836-nucleotide messenger RNA. RefSeq names its product HIV Tat-specific factor 1 homolog. Gene Ontology annotation, biological process: mRNA splicing, via spliceosome. The record is from RefSeq and is a predicted model, not a curated record. The coding region runs from base 112 to 1707 and encodes 531 amino acids. NCBI's taxonomy places the organism in Eukaryota, Metazoa, Arthropoda, Copepoda, Harpacticoida, Harpacticidae. The transcript has 4 exons. Gene Ontology annotation, cellular component: U2-type spliceosomal complex; U2 snRNP. Gene Ontology annotation, molecular function: RNA binding.
AAGGUUGAACUCAAGCUUCUAUUGGCUCCAAAACGAUCACUACCGAUCGGGCAUGUAGCUAAUACUGGUCACCAUGCCUUGUAAUAUUUUCGGGCAUCCCGAGAACAUAACAUGACAGAAGUGGCUGCCAGUGAAUACGGAGAUCCGGUCAAAUCCGACCCAUCCUCCCAUACCCCACCCAAUGUGUCCAGUGAGGUGCGUCCAGAGGCGUGCUACAGCUAUGAUCCCGAUGGACGAGUCACUUACACGGAUCCUCAAACCCAAUUGGCUUAUGUGCUCAAUCAGGCUCAAACGGAUUGGGUGCUCAAAGAUCCGGGAGACGCCUCGGCCAAUCCCCCUGAAUCUUACGCAUCCGAUCAACCUGAUUAUGACUUUGAUGGACAUACAUAUGGCUACACAGACGCGAAGGGAACCAAGUUCAAGUGGAACCUGGACACGAAAGAAUGGGAACGGCAGGAGAAUCAAGGGAACGAUGAACCAUCAAAAGAUCCAUCCUCAUCAUCAGAAUCCGAAAUGGAGAGUGAGACGGAUGAGAAACCGAUUUCCGAGGAGGAAAAGAAACGGAGGGCCUAUCGUAAGCGCAAAGCCCAGCCCGGUUGGGGUCAAAAGUCGAACUACAUGCAAGAUCCCGAGAGUGGCGCCCAAUUGUAUCGCGAUGCAAAAGAUGGGAUGAUGUAUGAAUGGGACCGUGAAAAGAAUGCCUGGUUUCCUCGGAUUGACGAAGACUUCAUGGCCCAAUAUCAACUCAGUUAUGGAUUCACACCCGACGGGAAAGCUGAACCCACGCGUCCAGAACCUGAAAAAGAACCAGACGUCCCCGAUAUUAAGAAGGUUGAUGAAGUCCCAGCUGAAGCCAAGAAGCCUAAAUGGUUCCAAGAGGACGAAAACAAGACCACCAAAGUGUAUGUUUGUGGUCUACCCGAGGAUAUGACUGAAGAAGGCUUUGUAAAGUUCAUGUCGAAAUGCGGCAUGAUCGAGAUUGAUGUGCGGUCAAACAAGCCCAAAGUGAAAUUAUACCUAGAUAAGACCACUGGCAAGCCCAAAGGCGAUGCCUUGUGUACCUAUGUCAAACAGGAAUCAGUUCAAUUGGCCUUGCAAAUCCUGGACGGAACCAAGAUAGACGAAAGCGAGGUCACGGUGGAGAGAGCCAAGUUCGAGAUGAAAGGGGAGAAGUACGAUGCCAAAUUGAAGCCCAAGAAGUUGCGGAAAAAGGAGUUGGAAGUCCUCAAGAAGAAGCAUGAAAAGUAUUUAGCCUGGGAAGUGGACCAAUUACGCGGAGAAAGGGCCAAAAAGGACAAAGUGAUUGUAGUGAAGAACCUGUUUGUUCCCAAGGAGUUCGACAAGGAUGCAUCCUUGAUCCUCGAGUACUCAGAUCGACUAAGAGAACACUGUGCUAAGUUUGGGUCCGUCAAGAAGGUUACAGUGUACGACAAGCAUCCUGAGGGCGUAGCUCAAGUGUCCUUCGAGUCCCCCGAGGAGGCCGAUAUGGCCAUAUCGAUGAUGCAAGGCCGAUUGUUCUUCAAUAAACGCGUAAUGAGUGCCGAAACUUGGGACGGAAAGACCAAGUACAAAGUCAAGGAGACCAAAGAAGAGGAAGAAGCCCGAUUAGCCAAUUGGGACAAGUUCCUUCUGGAAAGUGAGGAAGAAGGUGGUGAGAAGGAACAAGAAAAAAAGAGAGAUGAACAAAUUCAAAAUGACUCAAAAUGAAAACGGUCGAAUCGCCUGGGAUACCUUCUCACCCACAAAUAUUGCUCACCAGACUUGGCAAACUGAUGUUUUAAUCAAGCCAAAUGUCAUAUUUUGUGCGGAUCAUAUAUUCCUUGGACGCAAAGCAUUUGUUGCUGUUGAUGAUGGAUAGUGUUAAAAAAAACAAAUAGAGGGAAAUAUACAUUCUUCCCAAGCUUUUGGCAAAUCGUAAAAAAGACUUCAAUUUCUUUUCAGAAGCUGCAUGGAUGGAACAUCUUUCAAAAAUUGGAAACUUAUCUUUGGAUUGGUCCUUCUCGUCAUUAUCAUUCUAACCUUUGCAUGCGAACCAAAUCAGAGCCUCGACAUGGCAAAAUAUCACUUUGUGAAAGAUGAUCUAUCUCGUGAUGUGAGUCAAUUUCACGCCAAAAAUGGCGAAGUCAGCUUAUCUUAUGGAACAGUACUACAACUUUUACAAGAUGACCAAGACUUUAUGAGUGCGUUCUUGGAAGUUCUUCGAAAUGGCAACCCUAAGUUCAAGGCCUACUUUUUUGAAACUCCCCCUGUGACUGAGGCCCAAAUUUCCCGACCAUUUGAAUUUGUCAUCGUGAACUCGCCCACUUUGGCCCGUGUUAAAAAAAGCGACGUCCAUUCCUUCCAAGAACACUUUAACGUGUGUUCCAAAGACGUCGUUCAAUUCUACAAUCUGCGAAGGGAUGCCAAACUAGUGACACCCUGUCCUAAGAAUAUGCCAGAUAACGGAAGUUACGCCCAUUUAGCCAAAUUUGUUCGUCUGGGUGACGAGAUUCAAAUCAGAGAAUUCUGGCGUACCGUGGCCCAAGCCAUGAGAUCAAGGGUCAAGGAUCAAGGGGAUCAGCCAGUUUGGCUUUCUACCUCUGGGUUGGGUGUCUAUUGGCUCCAUGUUCGAUUGGACUCUUUUCCCAAGUAUUACACUUUCGACAGAUAUAAGAACACCGGUCUAUGACCUUUUUUCGUAAGUGUUAAGAUGUUUCCAAAAGCCUUUACCUUCUUGACAUUUUUCUUGUUUUAUAAACAAACCUUUGUAUAAUGUAUAUACAUCAGACUUUAUUUUAUUGUUAUUUUUACGCCAUGACAUGACCAAGAGUCGCAAUAAAAGAUUAUUAUUAUUAGA